GACGUCUUUCUUCUUUUGACCGUCCAUCCCCCUGCUGCUGCCUAUAAUGCCUGUGGUUGUAGGUGGUGGUGUCGACCACCAUGUUUACUGGCCGGCAACGAUAACCGUUGCUCCUGCCGCGACUGCGGUGCCAGCUUUGGAACCUCGUGCGGUUUCGACUACGACGUUGUAUAGGACACCUUCGUAUACCGCUGAAGCAGUGGAUGACCACGGACCUCGUGUUCCCGUUGCUGCUAUCGCGGGUGGGGUCGUUGCCGGUGCGCUCCUUGCCAUCAUUGCGACCAUUGGCUGGAUCUGGUGGGGGCGGUCUUUGGAUAGGUCUGCUGCUAAGCAGCGGAGAGAGGCUGCUACGAGGUACAAUACCCUACGAAAUGCGACUAUCAGUCGUCCUCGUCCUCAUACGCGCUAUCGACCCAUGUAUCAACCUCAACUGCGAACGGCCGAAAAGCAGGUCAAGUUUGCAAAUUCGGAGGGGGAAGGCGGGGUGGACGGGAAUGGGCAGCCGGUUAUGACUGAGGUACCGGUUCCUCCUCCGACGAGGGCCCAGAGGUUAAGGGCUAUGACGCGACUACAUACGACGAUGAACGGACACGGGAACGGGAACGGGAUAAUGAUGCAGGAGGCGGGAGAAUCAUUACGACCAGCACCUCGGAUAGUACACCAGCCCUCAAAGCAGACGAUGAGCUCGGCCUCUGAAUACUCUACAGCCAGUGGUGAAGAACGGCAAAUACGGGCACCUUCAAAUUUACUGCUCGCUGCACUUGGGAUGGGGCGAACGGGGAGUACGGAAGGGAGCAGGCAUAGUCAGAACAUGGAUGAUAGUGGGAGCGGGAGGAAUAGGUGGUCGUGGUCGUCAAACCUGGGGAUAUUCACUCGACAUAGUCGGCAGCAGGGCAGAACGGCUUACAGGACGUCUCAGGCGACAGAACAUUCUGCUACGACGGACGGGAGUGGACGUGUUGUGGUGAUGGGUGUCGCGCUGUGA
This is a messenger RNA of Coprinopsis cinerea okayama7#130, 985 nucleotides long. RefSeq lists its product as hypothetical. The transcript is spliced from 2 exons. Lineage: Eukaryota; Fungi; Basidiomycota; Agaricomycetes; Agaricales; Psathyrellaceae. The coding region runs from base 47 to 985 and encodes 312 amino acids. The record is from RefSeq and is a predicted model, not a curated record.